Brenthis ino (lesser marbled fritillary) is the source of this 828-nucleotide messenger RNA. NCBI's taxonomy places the organism in Eukaryota, Metazoa, Arthropoda, Insecta, Lepidoptera, Nymphalidae. The record is from the annotation of a GenBank genome assembly.
AUGAAUAACGUUGCUGUCGUUGUGGGAGCGGGCAGUAAUUUAGGUUUUCAUGUCCUAAAAAAAUUAAUCAAAGUUUACAACGGAAAAAUAUACUUUACUACAGAAGAUGACUCAACGGGAUACAACAUCAGCGAAACGUUUAAAAAAAAUGGUACCAACAUUGAAUAUUUUAGGAUGGACGUGACGUAUACGAAGACUAUUAUCAACUUCCGCCACCACAUGCAGGAUUUGGAUGAACGGAUAGAGUUGUUGAUAAACAACACGGAUUAUAUACCGGAAAAGAAUGUGUCCUACAUAGAAAAGGUGAGGCGAACUCUGAGCGUCAAUUUUUACGGAUACAUUAAUUUUGGCAAACUUAUUUAUCCCUUGUUAACGGAAAAUGCGCGAGUUGUUAAUGUUUCGGGGCCGGCUGGCCUUUUAGCGACCAUUGAAAACGAAAAGAUAAGAUCAAAGAUCAGUGAUCCGACACUCAAUGAAGAGGAGUUAGUGGCUAUUUUGCAGGAGUACGAGGAAGCGGCCAGACAAGGCAUUGAAAGAACUGAAGGUUGGGGUGCGAAUGUUCAUGCUGUUAGCAAAGUUGCCUUGAGUGCUGUCACAUUUCUACAACAUCGCGAAUGGGCAGAUAAAGGUGUAGUAAUAAAUUGUGUGAAUCCAGGAAACUUAUCUAGUCGUGAAGAAAGAAAAAAUACAAAAGUAUUUGAAGAAGGAGCUAAGGCUAUAUUAUAUUUAGCACUAGAAGCCCCUUUGACAUUGAAAGGAAAUUUUAUAUGGAGCAAUUAUAAUGUAAUUGAAUGGAAUAGUGAUCCUUACGUAGAAGUAACGACUGUA